AUGUGGUUUACCGGCCCCCUAACAGAGGCUACCAUCGCCCGUGAUCUUGAGAGAGUCGAUCACGUCCUAAACCUUACGUCCAACAGCACAGAACAUAAGGUGGCUUGCGACCGAUUCCACGCCCUUCAGAUUGCGGUCGAGAAUGAUUCUCUGCUGAUUGUGCAUCUUCUCCUAUCAAGAGGGGUUCAGCCUUCUACCUUCGACUUCUCCGUCGCAGUCCAAAAUCGCUCGUACGCGAUACUCGAACUGAUGUUGGCCAACGGCCUUGAUAUCAAAGCAGCCUCCCAAGCUCAACCCUCUUCAUUUUGGACCGGUGCUUUUGCUGAUCCAGAACUUGUCCGGUGGCUCGUUGCACAUCGUGCCGAUCUCAAUGCCCCGGACGAAUUCGGCUGUACCCCCUUCUCGAUCGCUGCCCAGUCCACUCCCCUGGAGACGCUCAUCCUGCUGCUCGAACUGGGUGCAGCGGCCGACCAGGGCUAUCCUCUGCACUCUGCCAUCGAGAACAAUCGUGAAGAGGGGGUUGUUCAACUCCUCUUAAACAAUGGUGCAUCACCCAAUGCCAUUGAAUUCGAAGGCAAACCCAAAGCGUUUUAUGACAUUGUGAACGGGGUUGGAACUCCGCUCCACGUGGCGUAUCGCCAGGGUAACGACAAACUUGUCCAACUCCUCCACAAGCAUGGCGCCGCUGAAAACAUCAAGGAUACCAAAGGCAGGCUGCCGUGCCAGGUCAGGGAUGCCCGUCCUAUCAGCGCAUCUCUCUGA
Messenger RNA from Fonsecaea multimorphosa CBS 102226, 762 nucleotides. RefSeq lists its product as uncharacterized. Bases 1 to 762 code for a protein of 253 amino acids. The transcript is spliced from 2 exons. Gene Ontology annotation, molecular function: protein binding. NCBI's taxonomy places the organism in Eukaryota, Fungi, Ascomycota, Eurotiomycetes, Chaetothyriales, Herpotrichiellaceae. The record is from RefSeq and is a predicted model, not a curated record.